AUGGCAACCUCUCUGAAGAUCCCUGUAGAGAAUCUUGACGGUCGACCUGGCGGACCUGAGGCCAGUCCCCCUUUCAUUACUCUUCGUUUAUCACUGCCACAUUGCAGCCAUAUACCUGCGAUAAGCCCCUCGGAGUUCGCUAGUCGUCAGACGGCCCUGGCUCGCGUGCUGCAUGCCCUGAAUGCCUCCGCUUACAUCGCCGAACCUGGAGCUAGUGCCGAAUUCUAUGCGAAUCUUUCGAGCGCGCAGUGGUCUCUAUCCGAGCGUCCCCUGCUCCUAGUGAUCACCCCCGAGGUACUCUCCUCUAGCGGGGGUGUACCAGAAGUACAGGGCAAAGUUUCUAUACUGACGCCGAAAUUCGAGGCAACUCGUGCUAAGCUGCUGCAUGUGCCGAGUGGCUCUCAGAUCGAAUAUGCGGAAUGGCCGGAGGAAGCAGAUCCUUACAAAGUCGCAGUUUACCAUCUUCUACCUUCCUUAGGGGAGGGUGAUGGCAUAAUCUUUGUGGACGGCAGUACACGUACGUUCAUUGCGGAUGGCCUGAGAGCAGCAGCUCCCCAGACAUUGGUUCUCCCAGCACCAAUAGAAGUGCAACAGCUGAGAGAGCGCAAAUCCGAAGCAGAACUGGAUAUCUUGAAGUGCGUCAAUGAAGUUACAGCCUUAGCCAUCAGGGAAGUGCGAAAGAAAUUAUUCAUUGGCAUCCGCGAAUCGGAAGCUGGUUCACUCAUGCGAAAGGCGCUGUCCUCGGCAGGUCUAGUCAACGUAUUUGCCCUUGUAUUGUUCGGCGAAAAUGCGGCUUUGCCCCACGGCUCUGGAACUGAUCGUGUCUUGAGUAAGGCGGAUUUCGUUCUCAUCGACUGCGGUGGUUCCCUGCAUGGCUAUAACAGUGAUGUCACUAGGACGUUCGCAGUUGAAGGCUCAGUUAUACCGCCAGAGCACCUGUCCAUUUGGUAUCUGAUCCAUACAGCCCAGAGAGCAGCGCUUUCGGCUGCUUACGAUGGUGCAGUAACGAAGACAGUGGACGAAGCUGCGCGAGCUGUGAUAUCAGAAGCAGGACGCGGCAGGUAUUUCACGCACAGACUCGGACAUGGGAUAGGGCUGGAAGUCCACGAAUCUCCUUACCUACGCGGUGGGAGCGAGGAUGUGAUACGUACUGGCCAUACCUUCUCAGAUGAGCCUGGUGUCUACAUCGAAGGAAAGGUGGGCGUCCGCCUCGAAGACAGCUUCUACAUCAACCAGGACGGAACGCCUAUGUUCUUAACGGAAGGUGUGGGCGGUCAGGCGAGGUCACCCUGGGACAUAUAAAUUGAUAGCGGCUCUUGGAUUACCUCGCGCCUUCCUGUUUCAAUGUAAUGUAUCCGUCUAACCUGGACAGGGCGCGCAGCUCCGGACUUCAAGAGUCAAGGAGCUUCGUUGCGAGUGCGAAGGGUCCUUCGGCAGAGUCUUUAUCCUUCUUAAAGAGCGUGAAUAUCCAUGUGAUUCGUCUUGCAA
Messenger RNA from Gloeophyllum trabeum ATCC 11539, 1488 nucleotides. RefSeq names its product Creatinase/aminopeptidase. NCBI's taxonomy places the organism in Eukaryota, Fungi, Basidiomycota, Agaricomycetes, Gloeophyllales, Gloeophyllaceae. The transcript is spliced from 7 exons. The record is from RefSeq and is a predicted model, not a curated record. Bases 1 to 1302 code for a protein of 433 amino acids.